AGAAAUUGCAGAGGUUUGGAAGUCCGUUUUGGCUAAAAAUCCCUGAAGCACCAGUGGAGGAGAGGCAUAUCUUUGAUAAUAUGGAUACACCAGCUCGAAUGCAGGCUUUCUUUCAAAAACGCAAUGCGAGGGGACGUAGAAGUGGAAGAGGAUCGAAACAACAAAAUAGAGAGCCAUGGCAAGCUCCUAUAGCCGACCAGUAUGGUGAAGACGGUCGGGAUAAUUCUCCAAAAGUUAUGACCCCUACAGUAUUCAAGCCGAAGAAGCGGAAACGGGAAAAGCUUAUUAUCGACAAUUCACAAUAUGAGAAGCUGCCGAUGUGUGGUAUCGAAGUUCGGUUACCGGUUGGUCUCAAGCCUUACCCAUCGCAAAAGCUUAUGAUGGUGCGAAUACUUACUGCUCUGACAAAGAAGCUGAACCUAUUGGCUGAAAGCCCUACUGGGAGUGGUAAAACGAUGGCGUUGUUGGCAUCGAGCUGUGCUUGGAUAGAAGGUUACAAGAGAAAACGAAAUGAAGCUAGAACAAGCUGCCCAAUUCACAGAAGCGGUGGAGAAGCUGAUAUGGCUAUGGCUUCUGGACUACCAUCAGAUCUUCCAACAAAACAAGAGCCUCAUAGUCCAGAGAUAUAUGCUGAUAACAUCAAGCUGGAAACGAAAGUGGAGCCUACUCCGGACACUCCUCAGUACAAGCCAUCUUUGCCUUAUGAUGACGAAUUUUUCAAUGACUUUGCAAGCAGUCCGGCUCCUAUACCUAUGAAGGCUGAAUCAUCAACGGAAAAGAGUGAGCAGAAAGCCUGUUCUUGCUUACCGAAGGUGCGAAUAUACUAUGGAACUCGCACGCACAAGCAGAUUGGACAGGUCGUUAAGGAGUUCUCGCGUUUACCAUAUGGAGGGAUAACUAGCCACACUAUUUUGGCAAGUCGGGAGCAGUCAUGUAUAAAUGUCGCGGCUAGAGAAUCAUCCGACAUCUCUGGAUACUGCAAAGAGCUCCUGUCCGCAGGUGGUAUGGGAUGUCGCUUUAAAGAUGCCAUGAAAGGACGAUUCGAAAGACCGCAGUAUAUCAGAUUCGCUCUUGACCAAACGGGUUCGACUGUGUUUGAUAUCGAAGAAUUAGUUGACUCCCUGUCGUCUAUGGCAACACCCAUAUGCCCAUAUUUCUCAUCAACUCGGAUACUCACUCAGGAUGCCGACAUCAUCUUUUGUCCAUUCAGCUAUCUUGUGGAUCCGAUAAUCCGUAAUUCCUCCGACGUCCAUCUAAAAAACAGUGUUGUGAUUCUCGAUGAAGCUCACAAUAUCGAGGAUAAUUGUCGAGAAGCCGCUAGUUUCACUUUUUAUGAGAAAGAGAUAUCAGACUCUCUGGGCAAUUUAAGAGAAAAGGAGAAUAUGACCUUGAAACUACUGGAAAAAUCUAAUGGUGCUCUUGAGUUGAUGGAAGGCAUGGAAAAAGAGUCGGAAAACUACCUUAUUGAAAACUACUCGACAGAUCUGGAGAGGAUAACGGCGCUUGCUCUUCUUAUGGACGAUAUAUCCAAAUGGUUUCGGGAUUCGGCGUCAAAGCUUUUGAGCAGUGCUAGAGUUGAUGGUUCUGGAAAACUAUCCAAUACAGUUAACCAUGGUUAUAUCGAAGUGGAUUUGAGGCGUUUUCAUUUGCAUCCAGACGAUUCUCGAUACGAAGUUGCUGAGGCUGCGUACAGAGGGCUGCUUUCAAGCUAUCAGGAGCGCCAGGAUAGUCGCCCUCCUGACAAUAAAAUCAGUUCAGUUGCGAUCGUUUGUUUGGAGAAAUGGUUCUAUUUUACUGAGUAUUUCAAGGACGAGAAAAAAAGAAGCAUGUACAAGUUGAAUGUCUGUAGCGAGAAAGUCUAUCAGUAUCAUGAGCGAGGAGGUUAUAUCCAAGGCGAAGGUCGGCGAGAUGGACAGGCUGGCCCCAAGAAUCUCAAUUAUAGCCAGAUGACUGGCGAUGAAGCAGACGUGUGGCUUUCUUCGACUCAAGGACCUUCAGGACAUGAACCCAUCCGCGCCGGCUAUCGAACAUCAUUCAGCUUAUGGUGCAUGUCACCAGAAUUGGCUUUCACCAGCGCAUUCUCUGAAUGCCGGUCCGUAAUUCUGGCAUCUGGUACACUUUGUCCUGUAGAAACUUUGAAGACGGAAUUGGGUCUGAAGUUUCACUCUCAGAUGGAAGGAGAGCAAGUUAUUCCUUCCGAACAGAUUUUCGCUGCAGUUUUGCCAGUGGGCCCUUCUGGACACCAUUUGUGUGCAACAUAUCGCAAUGUUUCCGAUGGCAGCAGCCCUUUUGUCAGCGAGUUAGCAUUGAGUAUACGUACAAUCUGCCAAACCGUACCAAAGGGUAUACUUUGUUUCUUCCCGAGUUACCGCAUGUUGACGCUGGUAUUUGAGUACAUGGAAAAUGCUUCAAUUCUACGACAAGUCCAGCAACGGAAGGUGGUAGUGAAAGAACCUCGUCGCUCCUCGGAUUUACCUGCUGUGAUGGAAAUCUAUGAGGAUGCUGUACGGAAUCCGGCUCAUCAUGGGCGACAUGUUGAUGGUGCUCUGAUGUUUGCUGUUUUCCGAGGAAAAGUGUCAGAAGGUAUUGACUUUGCUGAUGAUCUUGCUAGACUAGUAAUAUCUGUUGGGAUCCCGUUUCCUAAUGCAAUGGAUGAUUUAGUGAAAGAGAAGAAAGUUUAUAAUGAUGAGUUCUGUAAAACUAAAGCAUUACUUACUGGAGAUCAGUGGUAUGUAUCGCAAGCUUAUCGAGCCUUGAAUCAAGCGCUUGGAAGAUGUUUGCGGCAUCGAAACGACUGGGGUGCUUUGGUACUAGUUGAUGAACGUCUGACCGCGCAAGCAGUGAGAUCUGGAGGAAAAGUUGUGUCAUCAGCUCGUGUAUCGACAUGGAUUCAGAAACAGUUGCAUGUGUUCCACCAGUUUACAGACUUCGAAACGUCAUUAGCGGACUUCGUUAGACGCAUGCAGCUAAAAGAUGAAGAAAGGCAGUUUGAAAUUUCGGAUGAUUUUUGACUGUGAUUUGAUCUCUCGCACUUUUGUUUCGGAUCUUACAACUGUCACGUGCCGGUUUCUUUGAUUUUUUGAUUGCCUCUACUCCUGGUGUUCAUGGCGGGUGAUAACCACUGCUCUUACCAAUGUGUCUUUUGAUUAAUGUGCGCCAAAUGGCGUUGAAUGGAUUUCACAUGUUUUAUUAUUACUUUGCUUAAUAAAAUUUGAUGGCA
This is a messenger RNA of Cylicocyclus nassatus, 3220 nucleotides long. The record is from the annotation of a GenBank genome assembly. NCBI's taxonomy places the organism in Eukaryota, Metazoa, Nematoda, Chromadorea, Rhabditida, Strongylidae.